This is a messenger RNA of Fundulus heteroclitus (mummichog), 469 nucleotides long. RefSeq names its product ATP synthase peripheral stalk subunit F6 (gene atp5pf). Gene Ontology annotation, biological process: proton motive force-driven ATP synthesis. The transcript is spliced from 4 exons. The record is from RefSeq and is a predicted model, not a curated record. NCBI's taxonomy places the organism in Eukaryota, Metazoa, Chordata, Actinopteri, Cyprinodontiformes, Fundulidae. Bases 84 to 395 code for a protein of 103 amino acids. Gene Ontology annotation, molecular function: proton transmembrane transporter activity.
GCAGUGUUGUCCACGAUAAAGCCUUUUCUUUCCCACAAUUCACCGCGGCUCUCCACAUUUGUGCUCUGAGUGUCAACCCCAAGAUGUCGCUGCCUCGGCUGUCCCAGCUGACCUCUCUGCUGCGCUCCGCCGUGAGCCUCACCCUGCGCAGGAACAUCGGCAUCUCCGCGGUGGUCUUCAACAAGGCCAAGGAGCUGGACCCCAUCCAGAAGCUCUUCCUGGAUAAGAUCAGGGACUACAGCGGCAAGAGCAAGGCUGCCGGGGGCGUCGUGGAUGCGGGUCCUGAGUUCCAGAGGAACAUGUCUGAGGAAGAAGCCAAGCUGCAGAGGCUCUACGGAGGAGGAGACCUCACCAAGUUUCCAGACUUCAAAUUCCCCGAGCCCAAAUUUGAGUAAGGCGGCAACGGAAGGACGUCCGUGUUGUAAAUCUACAUGUCACAAAGAUGUAUUUAAUAAAAGAUUGGAGUGAA